Symbiodinium sp. CCMP2592 is the source of this 390-nucleotide messenger RNA. The record is from the annotation of a GenBank genome assembly. Lineage: Eukaryota; Dinophyceae; Suessiales; Symbiodiniaceae.
AUGGCGCACGGUGCCUCGUGCCCAGGAGCAGCCCAGGCGCGCGCCUGGUCCAUCCGAAUCCUGCGACACAUGGUUAAGCCAGGCCGCCUGGGAAAGGCUGCCCGCGAGAAAGCCGGCCUGGAGCGGAAGAAGUGCCGCGGCAAAGCAAAGUGGGAGGACAAAGACGCUCAGCAUGCGCUUGCCGACGAGGUGAUCGAGGAGGAGCAGGAGGUUGGUGCGGCGGAGAAUGCGGAGGAAAUGGAUUUCGAAGGCGAGAACCUGGUGGAUAAGAUGGUUGCAGAAGCCGAGCGCAGGGCGGAGCUUGCCCUGGAGGAAGCCGAGAUGGCGGCUGCAGAAGCCGAGAGCUACGAAAUGGAGCUAGAGACGCUCCUGAAAGAGCUGGGGGUCUGA